CUCAGCUGUUACAACUUUAUUUAAAAGCACAGACCUUCUAUCAGAGGAAGAUUCUCACAUCACUGCAGCAGAUUAUUUUGUAACAGGAACCUUUUCAAAUAUUUGUGUCACUUUUACCACGUCAAACUUUCACAACAAACCCCAUAAAGUUCCUUUUCAGAAGAAACCAGAACAAGCUUUAACCAAAACAAGUCAAAACAGGAACCUGUGAGUCUUUGAUAAUUAUUUCAAGGAAUGAAAAAUACGCUUCAGUGUUGUUUGGUCAGAAUUAUGUUUUUAUUUUAUUGUUUGUAUUUUCAGAUGUAGUUGUACUGAAUGUUGCAAAUGUCCAAAGUAUAAACAUUAUUCUGUUUCUAUUAUGUUGUAAACGUGUGUGAAAUGGAGGAUGUGUCUCACAGAGCUCGUCAGUCUGUUGCUAAUGGAGAAACGUCUCCAACCCACUUGUAGUUCUACCUGCAUUGGUUUUACUUGACAUGACAUUAUUCACAGGACUGUGAGGACAUGACGUGAAGGAAAAUAAGGGACAAAUAACCCCAACCCCGCACUGACCCAGUGCAGGACGCUGCAUUUGAGGUUCUAAUACGGGACAACCCCGUAAUAAACGGGGCGGCUGCCAGCCCCACCUCGGGGGCAGUAAUAAACCCGGAGGUUUGAAUCUGACCCGCUGCUGAUGUCAGGAAAGUGAAACUUAGGGAAACAGAAACGGAGCCGCAGCGGCUCCGUAUAAGAGCGGAGGAGAUGCGGGUUCGUCAACAGACACGGACCCGAGAUGGGUGUUCAGGGCCUGGCCACUUUGUUGGAAAACUACGGGCAGAUCUACCGGGAGGUCCAGUUCAGGAAGAGCCGGCUGGUGAUCGACGGCUGCAACCUGCUGUACCUGAUGUACUUCAGCUCAGGUCUGGACGAGAAUCACGGGGGGGAGUACGCCGCCUUUGAGGAGCAGAUUGAGAAGUUUGUCUCGGCCCUCAGGGACUGCGGGAUCUCGCCAUACGUGGUACUGGAUGGAGGCACUGAUUCCACCGACAAGAAGCUUGAUACUCUGCUGGAAAGAGCUGAGAGUCGGAUCAAGAAAGCCCAUCAGGCAGCAGUGGAAGGGAGGAAGCAGCACAUCCUGCCACUGCUCACCAAGAUGGUGUUCAAACAGACCCUGGCCCGGCUGGAGGUGCCGGUGGCACAGUGCUAUGGAGAGGCCGACCAGCAGAUCGCCGCCCUGGCCAACGAGUGGAAGUGCCCGGUGCUAUCCAACGACAGCGACUUCUACAUCUUCGAUCUCCCUGUGGGGCUGCUGCCCAUCUCUCAUUUCAAGUGGGAGGCGGUGGAGCAGAGCGGCUCGCAGCGCUACAUCCCCUGUAAGAGCUACAAAACAUCCAGCUUCUGCAUCGUCUUCAACGUCCAGCCCGAGCUCCUGCCCACCUUAGCCGCCUUGGCCGGGAACGACUACGUGAAGCUGAAGAGGAUGGAGACGCCCAUCAACUGGGCUCAAUUUGCCACCGCAGGCAGUGAGACACAAAGCCGCCUGGAGGGGCUGCUCUGCUGGUUGAAGGGCUUCACGACGCCUGAGGAGGCGCUGGAGGCAGCGGUGGGGCUGAUGGGAGGACUGAACACGAAAAGAAAGGCAGAGGUGAAGAAAAGCUUGAAUCUGGGGAUGGAGGAGUACAAGCUGCCUCCCAGCUACCUCAGCAGGUUCUUCAUCCACGGGAUAGCACCCCCGCUCCCAGUGGUGGAAAAGGUGUUCUGUGCUGUCCUCCUGCAGGUGGCGGUUCCUAUCCCGGACUGGAUCCAGCUGCCUCUGUUGCAGGCCCGGCUGACCGCAGACGUCCUGGACGUGCUGCAGCUGCAGAGGAUGAGCCUCAGCGUCUGCGUGGAUCACAAAGACACGCCCACCGCUAACCUGACCUCCAGGCCGCUGCGUCAGGUGAUGUACGGGCUGCUGCUGGGCGGAGGAACGGCGCUGCAGGUGGAGGAGAGAGACAGAGAAGGCCUCCAGAUGAAAUUCAACCUGGUCCCACCGGUCUUCAGAGGAGUCACUCAGCGGCUGGUGCUCAACUCUCUGAAUAAGGCGGAGCUCUCCGAGCGUCUGCAGCUGCUGCUGGACACUCUGCAGGUGACCGAGGCGUGUCUGAGCCGCCUGCCGCCUCCGCUGCGCCUCCCGGUGGCCGUCAUCUGCUUCUGGUUGCAGAACGCUCGGCCUCGGCCAGACGAGAAGCUGCUGAAGGCGCUGCUGCUGGGGCUGAGCGUCGGAGAUCCUCUGAGACACACCGCAGCACUGCAGACUGAGGAUCACCGCUGCAAACGACAUCUGGACCUGACGGUGGUUCAUGCCUUCAACCAGUGGCAGGUCUGCAUGAAGGACAGCAUCCACCUGAACCAGCUGCUGGGCUUCCCUCUACCUGAACCUCAGGUGUCACGGUUGUAUCAGGGGGUGCUGGUCCACGAGCUGGUCCACAGGAUGAGGACUACAGGAAGACUGAAGGUGUUCCUGAAGAGUGACCGCUCCAGCGUGAGGCAGUACCGAACCAUGGUGACCGUCGUCCACCAGUUUCUUGCUCAGAGAGUGUCGACGCCCUCAGAGAGCCACAAUGAAGUGGCGGCCCCACGGCAGCGGCGGCCUCUGGACGACCUGACUGUCAACCUGCAGCAGCUGUUCCUGCAGUACGAUGACGAGGAGGCUGCGACUGAAAUCAACAGCGCCGUCAGAGUGCAGCAGGAGCUACAUCUGGACAAACUGGUGUCAGUGAAAACUCGGUACAGAACCAAGGAGAGAAACAACCGGAGUCACAACCUGGAAUUGGCCCGCAAGGAGGAGAGCAGGGGCUGGGACCUGCUCUGAGGACUGAGGGACAGUGUCUCUUCUACCAGCAGUUUCAUAAAGAAGUACAAACGGGACAGAAACAAACCAAAACAGGGAUCAGGGGCUAAAAAGAAUUUAAAUACUGGCACAUGUUCAAAUGAGGAAGCAGAUCCACCGGCUCUGUUCUGGAGAAACCAGCAAAGCUUCUCCAAUAAAAAAAGAACAUGUGGGAACAUGAAGCGUUUUAAAGAAGUUACAGUGCCAGGUACGAAAAACAGACUCGUCGUGUUCUUUGCACUCAUCUUUUCCGAGCAGUUAAAGGAAAACAUUUAUUUUAUUUUGGAUUAAUCUUGUGUUUUUUGUUUGUUCUCUUCUGGUUUUUACAUUUUAUUUUCUUUCCUGUUUUUCUGAUGAUUUAUCAUCAGCUGAACAUUCUGGUUUGGAAGUGUAUUUAUAUUUGCUUGUGUUCUAAUUAUAGCAGCACUUUUGUACGUGAAAAACAACACUGUUCACUUUUAAACAUUUUAAUCUUUUGUACAACUAAAGGACUAUUAGAUGUGACUACAGCUGUUUUCAAGUCAAGAAAGAAACUUUUUGUUUUAGAAUUUUCUCCACUAAUCAGCGAUGACUUUUAGUUAAACUUAUUUGCACUUAAUGAGAAAAUGGUAAUAUAAAAUUACAAGUAAGGAAAUGUUAAGUCUGUUGUUUUGUGGUGUCAAAUUAUUUUGAAUCUUAAUGUUCAACAAAUGAAUAAAUGUUGCUCUCUUGCUUUAACUGCC
Messenger RNA from Seriola aureovittata, 3570 nucleotides. It is a transcript of the gene aste1a, whose product is annotated as asteroid homolog 1a. NCBI's taxonomy places the organism in Eukaryota, Metazoa, Chordata, Actinopteri, Carangiformes, Carangidae. Gene Ontology annotation, molecular function: nuclease activity. The record is from RefSeq and is a predicted model, not a curated record. The coding region runs from base 770 to 2830 and encodes 686 amino acids. The transcript has 6 exons.